This is a messenger RNA of Taeniopygia guttata (zebra finch), 3615 nucleotides long. NCBI's taxonomy places the organism in Eukaryota, Metazoa, Chordata, Aves, Passeriformes, Estrildidae. The record is from RefSeq and is a predicted model, not a curated record.
AUGGCUUCAAAUUGCCAGAGGAGAGAACAUCUGCUGGCCAAGGAAAGUCUGGAUUAUUUGUCUUCACACAAAAAGGUUUAUAAGAAGUGGCUACAAGAGAAAACAUACCAAAAAAGAGCGGGACGAUUGCUGCUGAUGGGGCUAAUCAGAACAGCAGUGGGGGUGCUGGGGUUUUUGAUUCAUCAGAUAAUUAAGUCUCUCAUCAAAUUGAAAUGGAACCUGGUGGAAAAUUACCUGCAGGUGAGCAAGAGAAAGUCAGAGACACAUCUGACACAUCAACAUCUAAUGAUUGUUGACUCUGUUUCUUCUUUUUUUUUUUUGAAUGGCACUUCUAUUCAACAUCAUUUUAACAUCAAGACAUUUUUAGGGACAUUUCUCUCAUGCAUGCUGGCUGUAGCCUACAGGCUCCUCUGUGAGCCACAAGGUUCCAUGAUCAUCCAUUUGGGUGCUCCCCUGGGUUGUGGCCUGAGCCAGCUGCAGUUGGACACCAUUGGCAUCCACCUCCUGAUCUUCACCAAUAACUCUGAUAGGCACAGUUUCAUUACAGCUGGUGCACGAGCAGGCAUAGCUUCAGUAUUUUGGCCUGCCAUCAGCAGACUCUUGUUCGUUGUAGAAGAGUGGGACAUCAGGCUGGCCUGGCAAAUCUGUUGCUGCUGCUGCUUGGUGACCACUUUCACCAUGCAUCUCUUCUCUUCUUCCCUCUACAGGUUUGUUUACAGGGGUCAUUUUGUAUUUUUGAAGCUGAGAAGAGUUCUGUUAUGGAUUAAGAACUUGCUGGACGUGAACAUCUGGCUGGCCUUCAUUCCAGCCAUCCUCCUUGAAGUGUUUAGAGGUCUUUUAGGAGCUUUAUUUUUUCCCCUAAAUUUAAAGAUGAAUCAAUUACAGAUGCAGUUCUUGAAUUCAAUUCUAAAAUCAUCCCUUAGAAAAACAAGCAACCUUUUGGAGACUGUGCUUAUCUUUAUAAAUAUACAAUAUGGUCCUCCAAAUUAUAUAACAUUUACAGAGAGUAAUGAGGGCAGGUCACAAACUGCUGGAUGGAAAAAUGAAUCUGACCUGCUGGUAUGCAUGACACCUAUUACAGGAUAUCUACUGUACUUCCUUCCUUGCACUCUUGUCUUGAGUGUGAGAAAUUGCCACAUGAGAAACAGCUCAGAAACACAAGUGGGGAGGAUCACCAUGAGCAUAUCUAUGUGUUUCUUCCAGUUAGCUGUUACAAAGAUUUCAGAUGGAAAAAAUUCAAAGGUGUGUCAGACCUCAGUAUUUAAAAUGAAUUCAUGUAGAGGCAAAAUUAUUUUGGCACUGCUGCAAGCUUCGAAUUGCUUCUCAGAUGUGCUGUUUUUUGAGUGUGCAUUCCUUUACUGCAUAAAUCAGCUUAAGAGAGAAAUUUCAGAAACAAGCUGUUUAUCAAGUGUAUGGAUUAGCCCAGAUGGAGUCAGAUAUUCUAAUCAGGCCUUCAAUCAAGGUGCUGUGCUUCCAGUUGAGGGUGGGAAGCAAGGAAUCACAUUGCUUUUUAAAUGUGGGAUUCAUGAAGAAUCUGGAUGCACAUCCCUCUGCAUUGCUUUGACAUUUUGUUUCAUCCUUGGCUUUUGAACAGCAGGUUCUGGGCUUGCCAGCGGCCUGGUUAUUCCUGCACUUCACUUCAGAGCUUUGUAUGGCAGGAUGAUGGGACUGAUCCUUGUUUCCUUAAUUGGUGUCCAAACUAGUAAAUAUGGAAUAUGGAUUGGUAUAGGUCUUGCUGCCAUUGGAGCUAUCUCAUUUUUCAGAGGUGUUUUAAGACAAACCAUCACCCUCACUGUGAUAAUGGUAAGUAUUUCACAAAUGAUCCAGUCCUCCCCACUGGUAGUGCUGGCUGUCAUGCUGGCCAGCAUGGUUGGUGACUUGUUCAAUGUAUCCCUGUAGGGUUCCCUCAUGAAGCUGAAAUACAUUCCCUACUUGGAUGUGGAACCUUUUGCUCAUUACAGGAGAAAAUGGUUGAACCUGGAAUUGUUCUCUGCCAGGGACGUCAUGGAGCCUGGCGUCAGAGCCCUCCACCUGAAGGAAAAUAUUGCCUCCUUGGCUUGACUUCUUGCAAAUACAGCCUUAAGCCUUGGUCUGUUCCCAGUCGUUUGCAGGCCCAAGCCAGAACAUGCAGAGGUGUUCCAGGGAACUAUUAAAAGGCCCAGGCUGCUGAGGCAUAUGCAGAGUUCAUGUAAAUACUGUUGUACUGUACAUACUCUGUACUGUAAGUACUCUGCAUUUUAUAAUGCAGAGCAAACUGGUGUUGGAGGAAGCAAAAAAGUGGAAAGAAAGGCUUAUACUAGGACACUCCAAAGAGAGCUCUUGCAGCACAUAACUCUUAAGAACAAGAUGGCAAAUGCUGUGAACGCCUUAAAAGAGAAGGGUGCUGUUCAACCUCUUGCCCCUAUGAGACCCACGGAAAUCCGAUAUGGACAUGACAUGACCACAGCAGAAAAAUGGCUGUGCAUACUGCUGGAGACAAAUUAUGAGUCUUUGUCCCCAUCUCAUCCUGUCUCCUAUGCGAAGAUAACAGUGGAGAAGCUGCCCAGUCUGUUGCACCCAACCAUGCUGCUAAAUCGCUACACUACAGAUCCCUGGUAUCAGCAACUCUUCAUCAAUCUGGUAAGGCUGAAGCCAACUCUAAAAACAAACAUUUCCUCCAUGAACAAUAUGUUUAACCUGCAGAACCAAAUGUUUGGAGUGAUCAGCAGGAAGGACUUGAUGCCCUUCCUGCUGGAAGAGAGGCUCAGGCUCCAGCUGGCACCACAGAGCCCUGAUGCCCUGAUGAUAAGAAAUGCUCUGCAAAUCAUCCAUCUAAGAGAUAUGGACACGGAUGUUUAUUUAGAUCCCGUUACAGUUCGAAGACCCUGCGUGAGCAGGCAGUUUGGACCAGAUCUGGUCCCUUCCGAGUUGAUCCAGUCUGUGACUGCGAUUCUGUGUCCAGGCGGGCAGGCAGCAGCAGGGCUGAGGCCGCCGGUCAGUCAGAUCGCAGCUGGGAACAGGCACCUCAGCCGGAACGCGCCGCGCUCGCACCUCUUAACUCGCCGCUGUAAAUUGACAGAACGGGGUUACGCUUUGUACCGAGUUACGGCCCAGAGCAGCCUGACGGCAGCCGGGGCUGGCGGAGACCCCCGAGCGAACCGCGCCGCCGGGGCGGGAAGGCGCCACCUGCUCCCGCCCCCCGCUCCGGCAGACGCCGCCCGCCGCCUCCCGGCGCCUGGGCCGCGGCCCCCGCCGGGCCGGAGCUGCCGCCGGCCGCCCGCGGCGGCGCCGGGCGGGCCCCUCCGGCGGAGGCGGCAGCGGCAGCGCCGGCGGCGGCCGCCAGAUGCCGCCCUGCCCAACGCCUUGGCGGCUGCGGCUGCCGCCCCGCGCCCGCCCUGCGCGGCCGCCCGCGGAGCGCCCUCCCCGCCGCCCGCGCCCGGCCGCCGCCGUGUCGCCUUCCCGGGGCGCGACCCCCCCCGCCGCUUUCCGCAGGAGGCUCCCUGUCCAGCUCCACUCACAGAAGCUCGGAAUUGUCAUGGUUGGAAGGAGCCUCUGGAGGGCAUCCAGUCGAAACCCCCCUGCCAAGGAGCGUCCUGUAGAGCAGGUGACACAGGAAGGCGUCCGGGGGAGUUUUGA